Messenger RNA from Ambispora leptoticha, 987 nucleotides. The record is from the annotation of a GenBank genome assembly. NCBI's taxonomy places the organism in Eukaryota, Fungi, Glomeromycota, Glomeromycetes, Archaeosporales, Ambisporaceae.
AUGGACUCAAAAAAAAUUAAAGAUACUCUUCUACUUCCCAAGACUGAAUUUCCGCUGAAAAACACUAAUCAUUUAGAAACGGAAAAAAAAAUCAGAGAAUUGUGGGAAGAAAAACAAGUUUAUCAGCAAGUAUUAGAAAAAAAUAAAAGUAAUCAGUCCUUUGUCCUUCAUUCGGGUCCUCCUUAUGCGAAUGACGCCCACGGUUUACCUAUCGAGCACAAAAUGCUGCAAGUUUAUCCGGAAAAAAAAAAUGAUUUGCGACCACUUUGCCAUCAAUUUGCCUUAGAACAAGCCCAAAAUCAACGAGAACAAUUAAAAAAAUUAGGAUUGUUUACUGACUAUAACAAGUAUUAUAUCACCCUGGAUAAAAACUAUGAAGCCGAACAGUUGCGAGUUUUUGGUGAAAUGGUGAAAAAAGGGUUAGUUUAUCGUGGUUAUCGUCCUAUUCAUUGGUCGUGGAGUCAUGAAACAGCCUUAGCGGAAAAUGAAAUAGAAUAUUUAGAAAAAAAAGAUAUUUCUCUAUACUUCAAAAUUAAAUUGGUAGCAAACCCUGAUUUUUUAGUAGCCGUCAAAAAAACAGCCUCUUAUGCUUUGGUUGAAUAUAAUAAUGAAAAUUUAAUAAUUUUGGAAAUAGAAAAAGUAUUGACCGGUGAAAAAUUAUUGAGAUCAAAUUAUUUUCAUCCUUAUCGGAAAGAUACCCAAGGAUAUAUUGUAGAUGGUAGUGAUUUUAUUGAGGAGGAGGAAGGCACGGGAAUAGUUCAUUUAGCACCCGCUUUUGGAAUGGAGGAUUUUGGUCUGGCAAAAAAGGAAAAAUUGGUUAUUGAAUGUCCCCUAGAACCUAAUGGCUUGUUUAAUGAAAAAAUUGGAGUUCCAGAAGUAAUUAAUAAGCAUUAUUCAGAAGUUAACAAUUAUAUUAUUGAUGAUUUAGAAAAAAGGAAUUUAAUAGUAAAAAAAGAAAUAAUUACCCAUAGUUAUCCCCAUGAUUGA